This is a messenger RNA of Rhagoletis zephyria (snowberry fruit fly), 2226 nucleotides long. The record is from RefSeq and is a predicted model, not a curated record. Lineage: Eukaryota; Metazoa; Arthropoda; Insecta; Diptera; Tephritidae.
AUGAACAAGGUGGACGAGAUCAAGGUGGUCAAUCGGCAGCAGCAGCAGCAGCGCAUCUCGGCGCACAGUCACAUCCGCGGCCUUGGCGUGAGCGAGGACGGCAGCACCGUUAGCGAGAGCUGCGGCCUGAUCGGCCAAGUCGAAGCCCGAAAGGCGGCCGAUGUCAUCGUCUCGCUGAUCAAGAUGAAGAAGAUGGCCGGCCGGGCGAUUCUCUUUGUCGGUCCACCCGGGACCGGCAAAACGGCCCUUGCGCUUGCCAUCAGCCAAGAGCUAGGCAACAAGGUGCCCUUCUGCCCGAUGGUCGCCGGCGAGGUCUUUAGCGCCGAGGUGAAGAAGACGGAAAUUCUGAUGGAGAACUUCCGCCGGGCCAUCGGCCUGCGCAUCAAGGAGACGAAGGAGGUCUACGAGGGCGAAGUUGUGGAGAUCACUCCCGUGGAGAAUGACAGCCCGCUGGGCGGCUACGGAAAGCAGCUGACCCACGUCGUCCUCGGCCUGAAGACCACCAAGGGCUCGAAGCUGCUGAAGCUGGACCCUUCGAUUUACGAAUCUCUCCAAAAGCAGCACGUCGAGGUGGGCGACGUGAUCUACGUGGAGGUGAACAGCGGCUCGCUGAAACGUUUGGGCCGCUCCGACGCCUACGCCACCGAGUUCGACAUUGAGGCGGACGAGUACGUCCCCGUUCCAAAGGGGGACGUCUACAAGAAGAAGACCGUCAUCCAGGACAUUACCCUGCACGACCUCGACGCGGCCAAUGCCAAUCCCCAGGGCGGCCAGGACGUCCUGUCGAUGAUGUCGCAGCUGCUGAAGCCGAAGAAGACGGAGAUCACAGAGAAGCUCCGAAAAGAGGUCAAUCGGCGGGUGAACGCCCUUCUCCAGGAUGGGACCGCCGAGCUGGUCACCGGCGUCCUCUUCAUCGACGAGGUGCACAUGCUCGACAUUGAGUGCUUCACCUUCCUCUCGAAGGCCAUCGAGUCGGAGAUUGCGCCCAUACUGGUUAUCGCCUCCAAUCGAGGUCGCUGCCUGGUGCGGGGAACGGAGGACGUCAUCGGCUCGCACGGCCUUCCCCUCGACUUUAUCGAGCGGACGAUGAUUGUCCGCCUGUUGCCCUACAAGAUUGAUGAGAUUUAUAAGAUUCUCAAAAUCCGCGCCCGCAUCGAGGGCAUCGAGUUGGAAGAGCCUGCUCUGAAGCACCUCUCCGAGCUAGGAGCGAAGACGACCCUCCGCUACGCCGUCCAGCUGCUCAAUCCCGCCCACCAGCUGGCGAAGGCCUACCGCCAGGCAGCGAUCACCACGGCGGUCGUGGACGAGGCCCGGGAGCUCUUCAGCGACGCGAAGCAGUCUGCGGAGUUUGUCCGCGAGACGGCCGACAUUAUCAGCCGCGAGUGCGAGACCAAGACCUUCUGGUUCGUGGUCGAUGUCAGCGAUGAGCGGCAGGUGGAGGAGGCGGCCUCUCAGGUGCGAACCAAAAUUGGCGACGUCGAUAUUCUGGUCAAUAAUGCGGGAAUCGCCCCUUGCGAGCCCUUUAAGGAGCUCACCAGCGAGAAGAUUCGCCGCGUCUUUGACGUCAACAUUUUGGCGCAUUUUUGGACAAUCAAACAGUUCCUGCCGGCGAUGGAGCGCAACAAUCGCGGGCACAUUGUGGCGAUUGCCUCCUCGGCGGGAAUCAUGGGCAGCCCGUACUUUACUGCUUACGGAGCAAGCAAACACGCCGUCGUCGGCUUCAUGAAGUCCCUCUACGAGGAGAUGGACGUCAACAGUUCGAUCAAGCUUACUACGAUUUGUCCGUUGGGAAUCUCUGGAACCGGAAUUGACAUUCCCACAAAGACUCGUUUCCCCUUUCUCCUGCCGAUCAUGACGCUGGAGUACGCCGUGGAGCACAUCUUUGAGUCGAUUCUGCGAGAGGAGGAGCUGGUGGUCCUCCCCUAUACCUUCAAGUGGAUUUACCGGUUCAUUAGCAUCUUUCCCAUGAACAUCGCCAGCUCCAUUUGGAAGUGCCUCGACUACGAGGUUGUGCCCAAGGGCGUCUACGCGCCCAUCGGUCGCGCCCACUACUACGACCGCAUCAACCGGAAGAACUCGAUGAUUCGGACGCGCAGCAACAGCGUCAGCAACAAUGGCAACAACCAACAACAGCAGCAGCAGCAGCUGCUGCAAAACUCAUCCGCCCAUCCGGCCAAUGCCCACUAUCUCAACUAUGCUGCUGCUGCAAAUGCGCAUGCCUCCACG